UUAUUUGUUUUAUGCCCUUUUUGUCAUACAAAACUUGGAAUAUUUUCAGAAAUAAUAUUUUAAAGUGUAAUAUUUGAUGUGAAGUAAUUGGAGCCUUGAACUAGUCAAUAAUUCUUGAUUUUGAUUCCUUAAUAUUUAGAUAGUUUUACCCCAAAAAAUAUCCACACAAUGUUUUAAAAUUAAGUCACACAUUAUAAUUUUUUUCAUUAUUUUUUUGUAUUUUAUUUUUUGUUUGUUGUAUGCCCUUUUUGUCAUAGAAGUCUUUUGUUUUUAUUGGGAACAUACAAAAUAUACAACACGUCAAAGUGGAAUAAUUGAUGUGGAGUUUUAAAAAGUUCAAUAAUUCAUAACAUUGAUUUUGAUUCGUUAUCAUUUUUGUAGCAACGACAGCUUUAGAAUUAUUGGGGCUCCAAAAUAAUCCGACUCAUAAAACUGUUAAAAAUAUAUAUUUUUACCUUCAACACUUAACUCUCUUGAUCAACUUCAAAUUUAUCCGUCGAUUAUAAGUUUUUAUCAUCAUAUGUUGUUUUUUUAAUUUGUUUGUUUUAUGCCCUUUUUGUCAAAAACAAUUUAUUUUUAAUUGCAAACAAAUAUGCAGUAUUUUACAGGUAAUAUUAGAUGUGAAGUAAUUGGAGCAUUGAACCGGUCAAUAAUCCACUUCCAAAGACAUGCGCCUGGGGAUAGGUUGAUCGGCAACACUAAAUCGGCACUAGAGUGUAAAUGUUGUCCGUCUAUCUGUGUUGGCCCUGCGAUUAGUUAGCGACUUGUCCAGGGUGUACACCGCCUUCCGCCCGAUUAUAGCUGAGAUAGGCGCCAGCACUCCUCGCUACCCCGAAAGGGAAAAAUCGGUAGAAAAUUGAUGGAUGGAUGGAUUUUGAUUCAUUAAUAUUUAGAUAAGUGUAGAAAAAAAAAAAUUACAAAAAUUCCCAGGGAUCCAAAAGGGCCCCACCCAUAAAAGUGUUAAAAUUGAUUUAUACAUUCAAAUUAUUUUAUAAUUUAAAAAAAUAUAUAUUCUUUUGUUAGUUUUAUGCCCUUUUUGUCAUCAAAAACUUGAAAUAUUUUAUCAAAUAACAUUUAAGGUGGAAUAUUUGAUGUGAAGUAAUUAGAGCCUUAAAUAGGUCAAUAAUUCAUAACAACAUUGAUUUUUUUUUUUUCAUUUUUUAUAAUAACAGUUUUAAAGGAGAAAACAGCCUGCACAGCAGCUUUGAGUUAUUAGUGUCAACAAUGGAACUUUUGCUCGUUAUAUUUCACUUGUAUGCUCUUUUAUUCCACUUUAUGUAUUCUCAAGAAUUUUCAAGAAAAUUUAAAAUUUUCAAUAAAGUUAUCAACAUUUUUUUUCUUUGUGUUUUGUAAACACUUUUAGUUAAAACAGUUUCUUUAACUGUAACAAAUUAGUUCAUUGUUUUAUUUAUUUGCUUAAAGUAGCAGCAAAAUGGAGAACCAAGUUGACUUUUUAUGUUUAAGAUUAAUGUUUCAUUGUAUCCAUUUAACCGGGGGUGUACAAACUACGGCCCGUGGGUCAAAUGCGGCCUGCCAGCGUCUUCAAUUAGGCCUGCAAGACGUUAUGAGUCCAACAAAGCAUCGCACCGCAGAUUGCUUUCAAAUUAAUCCUAAAUACCAGGCAGUCUCUAAAUGCUACAUAUUUGUGGACAACGUCAAUCAAUCAAUAAAUGUUUAUUUAUAUACAGGGAUGGGAAUGAAGAUUUACAAAAUCAGCUGAACAUUUUUUAAUCCUAAAAGCUUUGUUGUAUUAGUCAACGUUGCAACUUUUUCUAAAUUACAUUAAGCCUUUAAGCUUUUUUAUUUCACUUUUGUUUAUGUUUUUGUUUUUUUUAAUAGUAUUUUUAGAAUGUGUCGUGGGUGUCAUGCCUGUAAUUCAGUUUUAAGUUUGAUCAUGUUUGUUUUGUUUUUGGACUCUUGUUUCCCGUUUUACACUUCCUGGUUUUGUUUGUUUCCAUAGUAACCCAUUAGUUUCCACCUGGUCUCCAAGUCACGCCCAACCCUCAGUCCCACACCGGUUUCUAAUCAUCAUAGCUGCUAUUUAUACCAUUCUGUUUUUGUCCUCAUCCUGCGAACUUUGCUAUUUGCCUUCAUUGCAUUGCCUACCUAUGCUGCUCAUUCUCCAUGCCCACGAUCACCUGCCACGCACCUUGCUAUUCUUGCCUCCUGUUUUUGUGUUCACAGAAAUGGUGUGCCCUUGCAAUGCUGACUUGGCAGCUGGAGCAUCCUGGUGGUCCUCCUCCUCCUCCUCCUUCAGUUGCAUCCCUCAAUUCAACUGUGCGCCGGGAAAAAAGAUGCUAUCGUGAUGGUACAAUGGGACACAACAACCCUUUUGACGCAUGAAGGAUUUUAAAGUAUUUUUGUUGUUUUUAAUUGCAGCGAAAGAACAACUGCUGUUUCUUUUUCCUCCCCAUCAUGAGACGUGAGCCAAGGAUGCGCGCCGGGGGCCAGUUUGUUGUGGUCGUCAGUGAUACGAGGACCAGCAAGAUCUCAGCAUGAGUUAUUUGGGGCAAGAAAAGUGAUAUCCAUGUACUUGAGGACCCCCGGGGGAGGACCAUGGCAAAGAGGAAAGGACUGUUACUGUCUCUGCUCUCCUUGAUAGCAGAGUUCUGGCUCAGUUGGCAGCAGGUCUUGAGGAUUGGUGGCAUCUUCGAGACGCUGGAGAACGAGCCAAUCGGUGUGGAGGAGCUGGCCUUUAAAUUUGCAGUGACCAACAUCAACCGGAACCGGACCUUAAUGCCAAACACCACGUUGACUUACGACAUCCAGAGAAUAAACCUGUUUGACAGCUUCGAGGCGUCCAGGAGAGCCUGCGACCAGUUGGCGCUGGGUGUGGGGGCCGUGUUCGGGCCCUCGCACAGCUCGUCAGUGAGCGCCGUCCAGUCCAUCUGCAACGCCCUGGAGGUCCCCCACAUCCAGACCCGCUGGAAGCAUCCGUCGGUGGACAACAGGGACAGCUUCUACAUCAACCUCUACCCAGAGUACACCUCCUUGAGUCGAGCGGUGUUGGACAUAGUGCAGUACUACAAGUGGAAAAUGGUCACCGUGGUCUAUGAGGACGCCACGGGUCUGAUUCGCCUGCAAGAGCUGAUCAAAGCGCCGUCCAGGUACAGCAUCAAGAUCAAGAUCCGCCAGCUGCCGAUGGGAAGCAAAGACGCGCGGCCGCUCCUGAAGGAGAUGAAGAAGGGCAAGGAGUUCUACGUCAUCUUCGACUGCUCCUAUCAGACCUCGGCUGACGUGCUCAAGCAGAUCCUGUCCAUGGGGAUGAUGACGGAAUAUUAUCACUUCUUCUUCACCACUCUGGACUUGUUUGCGCUGGACCUGGAGCCGUACCGCUACAGCGGCGUCAACAUGACAGGCUUCCGGCUGCUCAACAUCGACAACCCCCAGGUGGCCUCGGUGGUGGAGCGCUGGUCCAUGGAGCGACUGCAGGCUCCUUCCAAGGCUGAGACGGGAAUGAUGGAGGGCAUGAUGACGACGGAGGCGUCGCUGAUGUACGACGCCGUCUACAUGGUGGCGGCGGCCUCGCAACGGGCCGCCCAGAUCACCGUCAGCUCGCUCCAGUGUCACCGCCACAAGCCCUGGCGCUUCGGAGCACGCUUCAUGAACAUGCUGAGAGACGCCCAGUGGAACGGCUUAACGGGACAAAUAAUCAUCAACAAGACUGACGGCCUACGGAAAGAUUUUGAUUUGGACGUGAUCAGCCUCAAGGAGGACGGCUUGGAGAAGAUAAUCGCGGGCAACAAUCGCCUGAAUAAAGUGUGGAAAAAGAUUGGCGUGUGGAACUCCCAAACCGGCCUUAAUUUAACAGAGAACAACAAGGACAAGUCCACCAACGUGACCGACUCCAUGGCCAACAGGACCCUCAUCGUCACCACUAUUCUGGAAAACCCUUACGUGAUGUACAAGAAGUCUGAUAAGCCGCUGUAUGGAAACGACCGUUUCGAGGGCUACUGCUUGGACCUCCUCAAGGAGCUCUCCAACAUCCUGGGCUUCUCAUACGAAGUCAAGCUGGUGUCAGACGGCAAAUACGGCGCCCAGAACGACAAAGGGGAGUGGAAUGGCAUGGUGCGGGAGCUAAUUGACCACGUGGCCGAUCUGGCGGUGGCUCCCCUCACCAUCACCUACGUCCGGGAGAAGGUGAUAGAUUUCUCCAAGCCCUUCAUGACUCUGGGAAUCAGUAUACUCUACCACAAACCCAACGGCACCAAUCCGGGGGUUUUCUCUUUCCUCAACCCGCUGUCCCCUGACAUAUGGAUGUACGUGUUGCUGGCUUGCCUGGGUGUGAGCUGUGUGCUCUUUGUCAUCGCCAGGUUCACUCCCUAUGAGUGGUACAACCCUCACCCCUGCAACCCGGACUCAGACGUGGUCGAGAACAAUUUCACACUCAUAAACAGCGUGUGGUUUGGCGUCGGAGCACUCAUGCAGCAAGGGUCUGAAUUGAUGCCCAAGGCCCUUUCCACGAGGAUUGUCGGUGGAAUCUGGUGGUUCUUUACACUGAUCAUCAUAUCGUCCUACACUGCAAACUUGGCUGCCUUUCUCACCGUGGAGAGGAUGGACUCGCCCAUCGACUCCGCCGACGACUUGGCCAAGCAAACCAAAAUAGAGUAUGGCGCCGUAAGAGACGGCUCCACUAUGACUUUCUUUAAGAAAUCCAAGAUCUCCACCUACGAGAAGAUGUGGGCCUUCAUGAGCAGCAGAAAAAACACCGCCUUGGUGAAGAACAACCGUGAGGGGAUCCAGCGGGUCCUCACCACCGACUACGCCCUGCUGAUGGAGUCCACGAGUAUCGAGUACAUCAGCCAACGCAACUGCAACCUCACGCAGAUCGGAGGUCUAAUAGACUCAAAGGGCUACGGCGUGGGCACUCCGAUUGGUUCCCCUUACAGAGACAAAGUGACCAUCGCCAUCCUGCAACUCCAGGAAGAAGGCAAGCUGCACAUGAUGAAGGAGAAAUGGUGGCGGGGCAACGGCUGUCCCGAGGAGGACAGCAAAGAGGCCAGCGCUCUGGGCGUGGAGAACAUCGGGGGCAUCUUCAUCGUGCUGGCGGCCGGACUCGUCCUUUCCGUUUUCGUCGCCAUCGGAGAGUUUAUCUACAAGUCCCGGAAAAACCUGGACCUCGAGGAGGUCAGCGUGGGCCAGUGCGAGUGGCACAACAAGUAUUAACGCGCGACAUUUGGGGACGCGCCAAUGCAACAGGAGUUUUGAGCGAUUCUACAGGAAACCGUGUGAGACUGCAUUGUUACAAUCAGGACUGUUGAGUUUAGUGUUUGCAUUAGUUUUGAUGUAGAGCUCAUGGAUCUGAAGGCAUGAAAACCCUUUUGGCAUCACGAUGCUUGACCAGGGCCUUUCUGUUCUACAGGAAGAAAUGUGUCAUUCCUGAUUUUGUAGGCAUUCACACUCUUCCACCUGAUCAUGUAUUUGACAUUUACCCACCAUUACUCUUUCCAAAUGUGUUGUAUUUAUCGGGGUACUUUGUGUUGAAUUUAAAAAAAAAAUUUUUUGAGCAUGUCGGUGUCUCAUCAGCAUUGCUUCAUCAAUGAGGAAAACAAAGUUAGGUAAGAAGAUUACAUCCUUUCAACCCUUUUA
This is a messenger RNA of Nerophis ophidion (straightnose pipefish), 5589 nucleotides long. Its product is annotated as glutamate receptor ionotropic, kainate 1. The record is from RefSeq and is a predicted model, not a curated record. Gene Ontology annotation, cellular component: presynaptic membrane; postsynaptic membrane; kainate selective glutamate receptor complex. Gene Ontology annotation, biological process: modulation of chemical synaptic transmission; monoatomic ion transport; synaptic transmission, glutamatergic. Bases 2557 to 5166 code for a protein of 869 amino acids. NCBI's taxonomy places the organism in Eukaryota, Metazoa, Chordata, Actinopteri, Syngnathiformes, Syngnathidae. The transcript is spliced from 17 exons. Gene Ontology annotation, molecular function: kainate selective glutamate receptor activity; transmitter-gated monoatomic ion channel activity involved in regulation of postsynaptic membrane potential.